Molecule: messenger RNA, 1200 nt
Organism: Saxophila tyrrhenica
Lineage: Eukaryota; Fungi; Ascomycota; Dothideomycetes; Mycosphaerellales; Extremaceae
Exons: 2
Coding region: 1-1200 (399 amino acids)
Molecular function (GO): protein binding; 6-phosphogluconolactonase activity
Source: RefSeq, a predicted model, not a curated record
AUGGCCGUCGUUCGUUACCUUUGUCUUCUUACCCUGGCGCUGGCGCCCAGCUUCUCGUACGCAGCGAACCUUUACGCCUCGACUUACGACGGCACGGUCAACUUGUUGACAUUCGACGAGAAGAGCCAUGCUCUCUCGCUUACACAGUCCUUGAAGGCCUGCGGGAGUAUGCCAUCCUGGCUGACCUGGGACUCAGCGAACAGGAAACUCUACUGCACCGAUGAGGAUUUCUACAGCAGCACGGCGUCCAUCAGCUCGCUGAGUGCUGCCUCGGACAUGCGGUUGUCUGUUGAUGCGAAGGCUACGACACCGUCUGGUGGUGUGGCGAACACUUUGUACGGAGGGUCAGAUGGGAAGAGCUACAUUGCUAUCGCCCAUUAUCAAUCCUCCAAAGUUUCAACUUUCGCCCUACCUCUGAAAUCGUCCUCCAAGCCCCUGCAAGAACUCACCUUCGCCAUGUCCGCCCCGGGCCCCAACUCUGCUCGCCAGGACGCUUCUCACCCCCACGAGGUCCUCACCGACCCAACCGGCUCCUUCCUUCUCGCCCCAGACCUCGGAGCCGACCUCAUUCGCAUCUGGUCCAUCUCCCGCAACACAGGCGCCCUAACCUCCUGCCCCUCCCUCAAAGUCACCCCCGGCACCGGCCCCCGCCACGCAGCCUUCUGGUCCCCAACCCCUCGCCGAGCCAAAAACGGCGCCGCCGCCCCGACGAACCUCAAACUCUUCGUCGCCAACGAACUCUCCAACAUCAUCUCCUCCUUCUCCGUUACCUACCCCUCCUCCGGCUGUCUCUCCUUCAAAAAGAUGCAAGAACUCUCCCCCUUCCCCUCCAACGCCCCCGCGCCCUCGGGGACGAAGGUGGGAGAGAUCCACGUCAAAGGCAACUAUCUCUACACCACCAACCGCGCGGACGGCACGUUCUCCGGGAACGAUAGCGUGGCGACUUGGAAGCUUUCUUCCAAAGGCGUGAUGAGGUUCGCUGGGCUGACGGAGGCGGGGGGUACGUACCCCAGAACUUUUGCGAUUAAUGCUGCCGGUACGUUUGUGGCGGUGGGGGAUCAGACGACGGCGAAUGUGGCAAUCUUUGCGCGGGAUCCAGGGACGGGGGAGUUGGGGGAGAAGGUGGCAAGCUUGAGGGUGGGGGAUAUUGGGCAUGCGGAGAGUGAGGAUGGGUUGAGUUCGGUCAUUUGGGCGAAAUGA